CUCAUACAUGGCGUAAAAUUCUGUUUACAAUUAUGAUGUGACCGUUUGGUAAAAAUAUCUGUUUAGUAUCGUUAUGAUAGUAUCGAAAAAUAGAUAUCGAUAUAAAACUAUCGCAUCUAGUCGAAGUCUCCAAUUCGUGGUUUGUUGUUCUCUAUAACGUGCUGGCGAAUAUAAAUAAAACAAUAAUUGUAAAUAAACAUCUUAAUACAUAGACUUUGUGUUCUCCGGCGACUCACUGUAACUAUCCAAAUCCUCUGCAGAAUCAUGAGUAUGAGCGACGACGACAGAGACAUUGAUAUCGAGAGUGACGAUGAUGGGGACUCGGAUAAUGGUUUGGGCUCGUCGCGACACACCAGUACAGCAAACUUUACCCAAGCGGAGAAGCGCGCGCAUCACAAUGCCUUGGAGCGACGGCGGCGGGAUCACAUCAAGGAGAGCUUUACGAAUCUCAGGGAGGCGGUGCCCACGCUCAAGGGCGAGAAGGCAAGCCGAGCCCAGAUAUUAAAGAAAACCACGGAAUGCAUACAAACGAUGCGGCGAAAGAUCAGUGAAAACCAAAAGGACAUUGAGGAGAUCAGGAAACAAAACAGCAUACUAGAUCAACAAAUUCGAGCCCUGGAGAGUCCGAAUGCCGGCGAUCACUUCGCUGAGUUCCUCAGUGAAGAUGAAGUGGGCAGCGAAGAUAUUGAGGACGAUGAUCUUGACCAGCCCGACUUUAGCAGACGCAACAAGAAAAUGAAGACCUUCCAUGCCUAGCUUUUGUUUGCCCAGGACACGCACAGGAAUGUUCCGGUUUUCAUUUUCACUGAUUCUGUGGAUAUUUUAUCAAUUCCAUCUAGGUUUUGUUCAUUUUUCUAGGGUUGUGUUAACCAAAAGCAAUAGCCUUUAAUGUUGUGAAGAAAUCAGUUCUAAAUUCAAUUAAGGAAGAAACAACUCUGUGGAAAUGAAAGCUGCAACAAUCCCUUUAAUCAUAAUCAUCAUUAGUUGUAAGACCAAAGUGUAGCCCACCCCCUCUAUACCUUAAUUCGUAUGCGUGUGUCUUUUGUACUUAGAACAAAUCAGCACUCUCUCUACGAAAAUAAUAAAAGU
Molecule: messenger RNA, 1089 nt
Organism: Drosophila serrata
Lineage: Eukaryota; Metazoa; Arthropoda; Insecta; Diptera; Drosophilidae
Gene: Max
Product: MYC associated factor X
Biological process (GO): positive regulation of transcription by RNA polymerase II
Cellular component (GO): RNA polymerase II transcription regulator complex
Molecular function (GO): protein dimerization activity; DNA-binding transcription factor activity
Source: RefSeq, a predicted model, not a curated record